UCUGCUGCUUAUCACUGUGAAGAGGAGCCAUGAAAGUACUGAAAUCUGUUAAGUUUUUAUUUAUUGCAUCACUGUCAUGUGUAAUAGACGUUUGUUGGCCGCAGCGCAACUCAGGAACUCAGCAAAUUCGCUUGGUUGGAACAAGAGUACCUAAUGAAGGUCGCCUGGAGAUUCUGUACAAUGGUCAGUGGGGUACAGUUUGUGAUGAUGACUUCAACUUAGAGACUGCUCAUGUCAUCUGUAAGCAAUUGGGAUUUGAAAUGGCGGUUACUUGGGCGCAUAGCGCGAAAUAUGGACAAGGGGAAGGACCUAUCUGGUUAGAUAAUGUUCGCUGUACUGGAGAGGAGAGUUCUAUCGCAGAGUGUGAAUCUAAUGGAUGGGGAGUUACUGACUGCAAACACUCAGAGGAUGUGGGGCUUCUUUGCACUGCAAGUCGGCUACGUUUGUCAGAGCAACCACAGACCAUCAGCAUAAAGUACACAAAGAAAAUCGAGGAGGUCCGAAUUAAGCCCAUUUUAGCACGUGCAAAGGCAAGUGUCCCUAUCACAGAAGGUGUAGUCGAAGUAAAACACCAAGGUCGUUGGAGACAAGUGUGUGACCAAGGCUGGACUAUUAGUAAUAGCAGAGUUGUAUGCGGAAUGCUGGGAUUUCCAGGAGAGGUACCGCCAAAUGAUAGGUUUUACAGGAAACUUUGGAAUUUGAAGAUGAAAGCUCCUAAAGCUAGGCUAAAAACUCUCAGUAAAAAGAAGAUGUUCUGGAUUCACAAAGUCAGUUGCGCAGGAAAUGAGCCUCACUUGGCUAAUUGUAAUGUCCAGAUUUCUCCUAAACAUUUGAAACCUGCAUGUCACAAUGGGAUGCAUGCCAUAGUGAAAUGUGUGGCCGCACCUCAGUACAGCUCUGGGCAUGGGAAUACAUACAAGAAAGCAUUUAGAGCAAUGGUAGGUGAGCCUUUGGUGAGACUCAGGGCAGGGCCACUAGCAGGAGAAGGAAGGGUAGAAGUAUUAAAGAAUGGAAAGUGGGGAACCAUUUGUGAUGACAAGUGGAACCUUGUCUCCGCCAGUGUUGUAUGCAGAGAACUCGGAUUUGGAUCUGCCAAGGAGGCCAUUACUGGAGGCCAACUUGGGCAAGGUCUUGGUCCUAUACAUAUGAAUGAAGUCGUCUGCACAGGCCGGGAACGUUCCAUCACUGAGUGCAAGUUCAAAGAGGCAAGUCAAGUUGGUUGUCAGCACGAGGAAGAUGCAGCUGUGAGAUGUAAUGUUCCUCAAAUGGGAUAUAACACUCAGAUACGUUUGAUGGGGGGAAGAUCAAAUGAGGAAGGCACCGUGGAAGUGUUGGUCAGUGUUAAAGGCGUAAAGAAGUGGGGUGCCAUAUGCGGAGAACUCUGGGGCAUUAAUGAAGCCAUGGUUGUGUGCAGGCAACUUGGACUGGGGUUUGCCAACCAUGCUGUGCAGGAGACUUGGUACUGGCAAGGAACGCCAGGUGCUGGCGAGGUGGUUAUGAGUGGGGUUCGUUGUUCUGGAACCGAACUAUCUAUUCAGCAGUGUCGUCAUCACGGCGUUGUGCAUUGCCCAAGAGGGGGAGGUCGACAUUCUGCUGGGGUUACCUGCACAGAACAUGCACCGGACCUGAUUUUAAAUGCACAAUUGGUUCAGGAGUCGGCUUACUUAGAAGAUCGCCCCCUUAGCAUGCUUGAGUGUGCUCACGAGGAGGAAUGCCUCUCUAAAUCAGCAGAUGAUAUGGCCUGGCCAUAUGGACAUCGCAGAUUGCUACGUUUCUCAUCACAAAUCCACAAUGUAGGGAGAGCUGAUUUCACUCCAAGGAAUGGAAGGCACACCUGGGUCUGGCAUGAAUGUCAUAGACAUUAUCACAGUAUUGAAGUUUUUACCCACUAUGACCUUAUGACCGUCAAUGGCACCAAAGUCGCUGAAGGCCACAAAGCUAGUUUUUGCUUAGAGGACACAAAUUGUGCAAAAGGAAUACAGAGACGUUAUGAAUGUGCUAAUUUUGGAGAGCAAGGGAUAACUGUUGGCUGCUGGGACACUUAUCGACAUGAUAUUGAUUGCCAAUGGGUGGAUAUUACAGAUGUUCGUCCAGGAGACUACAUGUUCCAGGUAAUUAUAAACCCAAAAUAUGAGGUGGCAGAGUCAGAUUUCACUAAUAAUGUGAUGAGAUGUCGGUGUAAGUACGAUGGUCACCGUAUCUGGAUGUACAACUGUCACACAGGUGAUGCGUAUAGUGCCGACUUGGAAGAAAACUUUGAACGCCAGCAAAGACUCACAAAUAACCUUGUGUAG
This is a messenger RNA of Bombina bombina (fire-bellied toad), 2294 nucleotides long. It is a transcript of the gene LOXL4, whose product is annotated as lysyl oxidase like 4. Gene Ontology annotation, biological process: peptidyl-lysine oxidation. The record is from RefSeq and is a predicted model, not a curated record. The transcript has 15 exons. The coding region runs from base 30 to 2294 and encodes 754 amino acids. NCBI's taxonomy places the organism in Eukaryota, Metazoa, Chordata, Amphibia, Anura, Bombinatoridae. Gene Ontology annotation, cellular component: membrane. Gene Ontology annotation, molecular function: copper ion binding; protein-lysine 6-oxidase activity.